Molecule: messenger RNA, 616 nt
Organism: Penaeus monodon (black tiger shrimp)
Lineage: Eukaryota; Metazoa; Arthropoda; Malacostraca; Decapoda; Penaeidae
Product: acyl-CoA ligase lcsD-like
Exons: 2
Coding region: 16-387 (123 amino acids)
Molecular function (GO): CoA-ligase activity
Source: RefSeq, a predicted model, not a curated record
UCAUAAAAAAUAGUCAUGGUCCUUUUCCUGACCUCGAACAAUUCCCAAGGCACAGCACUGACCUCGACGUCCCUCUCCUCCGCACAGGUGGCGCCGAGCGAGAUCGAGAAGAUCGUGCGGGAGGUGGAGGGCGUUGCUGAUGUAUCCGUGGUGGGCAUUCCCGACGGCAGGCUGGGCGAGGCACCGAGGGCGUGGGUGGUACCAGCGCCCGGGGCCAGUCUUGAUCCGGCUCACAUUCAGCAGUAUGUUGCAGGCCGAGUCUCCGCGCCUUACAAGCAGCUGGCAGGAGGCGUGGAGUUGGUGAACGAACUCCCCAAGAAUCACCUGGGAAAGGUUCUCAAAAGGAAGCUCAAAAUGGACUUUCUCAAACCUCGCUCCAAACUAUAAAGAUUACCCUCCCCUCUGUCUCCUCCUUCCUACUCCUCUCUCUCUCCCUCAACAUCUUUCUCUCCCUCCCCUCCCUCCUUCCCUCCUUCACCCUCCCUUUUCCCUCUAUUCCAUCCUUCCUUGUCGGCCUCAAUAUGUGCUGUACUGUUUACGCGAUUUUAAACGGGUAGAUUAUGCUGUUGGUAUACUUCUCAUGUAAUCUGUAUUGUGUAUCUAACGUUGGGCAUUU